Molecule: messenger RNA, 1369 nt
Organism: Anopheles merus
Lineage: Eukaryota; Metazoa; Arthropoda; Insecta; Diptera; Culicidae
Product: cuticle protein 7-like
Exons: 2
Coding region: 187-750 (187 amino acids)
Cellular component (GO): extracellular matrix
Source: RefSeq, a predicted model, not a curated record
AUUGCUAGACCGUUCCAGGGUCUGACAGGACGCCCGCUUGUUGAGGUCCCUUCGACUGUGACAGCCAGCGUUCAUCGAUCAUUCGGCAAGCAGCCGAGAGACCGUAUAAAAGCAUUGAGCCUACCAACUUGAACCAUCAGUUUAGAUUGAAUCUUCAGAUCUAGUGCACUUGGAAAAGCAUACAAGAUGGCGUUCAAAUUUGUUGCCCUUUUCGCUGUUCUGGCUGUAGCAAGCGCCGGAGUGAUUCCCGUCGAGCAAAUUCAUACAUCGUAUCAGCCAGCUUCCUAUUCUACUCACUUGGCCCAGCCAGCCGCUAUCGUCAAAAAAAUUGCACAGCCCACGAUCGUGAAAACCAUUGCUCAGCCGACCCUCGUGAAACACAUCGAUGAAGAUCACGAUGCACAGUACGAUUUCUCCUACGGUGUUCACGAUGACCAUACCGGCGACAUUAAAGAGCAGCGUGAAUCUCGCCACGGUGAUCAAGUGCAUGGUCAAUACAGUUUGAUCGACUCGGAUGGACACAAGCGUACCGUCGAGUACACCGCCGAUGACCACAAUGGUUUCAACGCGGUCGUCCAUCGCGAACCAACCGAUAUCAAGAUCCCGCAGCCAAUUGUUCAGAAAGUCAUCGCCCAACCAGCCAUUGCCAAAGUUAUCGCUCAGCCAGCUAAAAUUAUUGCUGCACAACCAACGUACUACAGCCAACCAGCUCCAGCUGUUGUCAAAACCGUCGGUCUCUCUCAUUACUAAUGCGAAAGGUGCAUAGAUGUUACAGGACGCUGAUUCAAACUACCAGUUUCAAAGUGCACUUUUGCUCUUUCUCUAUCUCAUUUUCAUCCUUGUUACACGACAUUUAUCUUUAACGCUCAUAGGUUAAACAGUACAAAUACAAGUGACAUUUUUUAAGACAAAAUGUGAGGUGAUUUCAAUUAUUACGCAAUUUUGGUAAACAUAACCGUAUUAUCAGCGCAAAUAUUCCCUAUAAUCAUAUCAGUCUAGCUAAUUAGAAGGAAAGAAAAAUGUGAAGUUAACGCUUUCUGAACUAAAAAUUUACUUAUUCGGAAAACUACUCUAAUAUGAUCGUGUAGAUAAAAAAACUCACUAUCAUUACACUUUUAUCUGCGCCUCUAAUGCGGAAAUACAGAUAAAAUUUGAAUCGAUACUUGAUUCACUCGGUGUAAUGUGUCAAAUUGUCAUUGGACAUUUGCAAUGUUGCUAUGCAGGUUUGCAAGCAUAUAUUGGAAUCAGUCAAACGCUCAAGAGAAUGGCUCAGAGCAGCAGUGGAUUUUUGCAACCAGCUAUUUAACGCUCGCUUGUAGCGCUGUAAACAUUAAAAUUAUAAUUUAAAAAAAAACAUACAAUGUUUUAC